Funneliformis caledonium is the source of this 150-nucleotide messenger RNA. NCBI's taxonomy places the organism in Eukaryota, Fungi, Glomeromycota, Glomeromycetes, Glomerales, Glomeraceae. The record is from the annotation of a GenBank genome assembly.
AUGAUUCGUCUUUUAACUUUCGUAACGGUUUUCGUCAUUUUGUCUAGGGUUUUACUUCCGUCCAUUCCAAGACAAAAUAAUCAAAAGUUAUCAAUGUUUGCCAUACUAUUCAUUCUUCAACACUUUCUUGAUAUCACGAGUCCAUUUUAG